UUUUUUUUUAAUUGAAAAUGGAACUUUAUGUUCAAAAAAUCAUUUAGUUUCACGAUUCUUUUCCACCUCUACAAAUAUAGCAAAAUCCUAUCUUUUGAGGAGAGAAAAAUGUGUGGAUUCCAAAUCGUUUUAAAAUAUUUAUAUACAUAUACCUAUUAAAUUGGAAUUUUCUAAAUCUAGACUGAUAUAUAUGGCCGCUGAAUUUGAUCUUUAAAAGUUCGUCCUUCAGUUUGGGACCUCAUCGUUCUCAUGUAAUCAAACAAGAAUGCUUAUGUCUGCUAUUGCAUCACCCAUCCGCUAAAGUGCCUUGGAGACCAAGCUUGAGUCUUCUUGCCUAUACAUAUAUAUAUGCAUCUCCACGUACAUACAUAUAUCACACUCGACUUGGAGAGUCAUUUUAGUCCAUCAGUGUCAAUCUAGCAGUUCUCAUCAUCAAUCCAGAACUGCCAUGGACUCCCAUGAUAAUCAAAACCAGAAAAAGCUUCACUUCGUCUUGUUCCCAUUCAUGGCGCAAGGCCACAUGAUCCCCAUGAUUGACAUAGCCAGAGUCUUGGCAGAACGUGGCGACCUCAUCACCAUCAUCACAACGCCUGUAAAUGCAGCCAGAGUUGAACCCGUUAUAACCCGAGCUGUACAAGCUCAUGGCCUCCAUAUCCGUCUGGUUCAGCUCAAGUUUCCAUGUUCAGAAGUGGGAUUACCGGAAGGGCUUGAGAAUUUCGACAUGCUGGAUUCGUUUGACUUAGAUUUAUCCUUGAAGUUCUUCGAAGCGGCCAAUAUGUUAGAAGACCAAGUUCAAAGAUUGUUUGAUGAGGAGCAAAUUUCACUUCGGCCUUCCUGUCUCAUCUCUGAUUUCUGCUUGCCAUAUACCAAAAACAUUGCGUCCAAGUUCAAGAUACCCAGAAUUUCUUUCCAUGGAUUCAGCUGUUUCAGUCUUUUGUGUUUGGAACGUUUAUAUUCGUCCAAGAUUCUUGACACGGUAACGUCGGAUUCAGAGUACUUUGUUUUGCCAAACUUGCCUGAUAAAGUUGAAUUCACGAAAGCCCAGCUGCCAGUACUCAGUAAAGACACCUGGAAAGAGAUGCACAAGAAAAUGGGCGAUGCAGAUAAAGAUUCCUACGGGGUGGUGAUUAAUACUUUUGAAGAAAUGGAAGCAGAAUACAUCAGAGAAUACAGAAAGGUGGGAGGAGGCCGCAAAGCGUGGUGUAUUGGACCUCUUUGGCUCUGCAACAAGACUGGGUUGGAUAAGAUUCAGAGAGGUAAGAAAGCCGCCAUGGAUGAACAUCAAUUUCUUAACUGGCUUGAUUGUCAGGAACCAAGCUCUGUAAUCUACGCUUGUCUCGGAAGCAUCAGCAAUGCCCCACCUGCGCAAAUGAUUGAACUGGGAUUAGCCUUAGAGGCAUCAAACAGGCCAUUCAUCUGGGUAAUAAGAAACUGGAAGAGAUUAAACGAACUGGAAAAAUGGAUUAUAGAAGAUGGGUUUGAAGAGAGGAUCAAAGGACGAGGACUUCUAAUAAAGGGUUGGGCUCCACAAGUGUUGAUAUUGUCACAUCCCGCCAUUGCUGGAUUUUUAACUCACUGUGGAUGGAACUCCACCAUUGAAGGGAUUACCGCCGGCUUGCCGCUGGUAACUUGGCCGCUGUUCGGAGAUCAGUUUUUAAACGAGAAAUUGGCUGUGCAGAUUCUGAAAAUUGGUAUAAGUGUUGGAGCGAAGGAGCCAUUCAUGUGGGGAGAAGAAGAUAGGACAGGAGUUGUGGUAAAGAAAGAAGAUAUCAAGAAUGGUAUUGAGAAGGUAAUGGAUGAAGGUGAGGAAGGGGAAGAGAGAAGACUACGAGCUAAAGAGUUUGCGGAAAUGGCAAAGAAAGCUGUUGAAGGAGGAGGAUCUUCUUAUCUUAACGUCACUAAGUUUAUUCAAGAUAUUAUGCAGUACGGACAAAAUUAAAAGCCACUCAUCUAUAGAUAGGAAAAUUAUUAUGAUUAUCAUUUUCAUUUUCUGAAACAAAAAUUCAUAAUAAUCUAUUUUGAAAUUUAUAAUUACUCC
Carica papaya (papaya) is the source of this 2038-nucleotide messenger RNA. The record is from RefSeq and is a predicted model, not a curated record. Lineage: Eukaryota; Viridiplantae; Streptophyta; Magnoliopsida; Brassicales; Caricaceae.